UUUUUUUUUUUUUUUUUUUUGUAAUUAAACUCAAGAAAUUAACCUGGUUUUCAAGAUUCUAAUUUUAUAAAACCGUUUGAUUUUUUUUUCCUCUGUUUCCAGUAAAGACGACUAGUUUCAAAGGGGGAGAAGGGAUAAUAUUAUACCUAGUAGCCAUACACUAUUUCUCUGGUGGGUGCAGCAUUCUCUUGAGAUCUUAGAGGUUGCAGAUUGGAAUUGAAUGCUCGAGAUUUCCAUAAUCUGCCGCACGUAGGCUUUUCCCUUCAGCAAGCUUAAAUACCAGAGCACAGAAGCAUUUCCGUUCAAUAUCCAUUGUCACUCAGUCGGUCACUCCCAGUCAUUGAACAGAGAAUACUAUACUUGUGAAAUUCUGAGAGUUUAUAUAUGCUCCAGACUGGAAUCAUAACUGUUUAAAGAGCAUGAAGGAACGCCCUCCAAGACAAGCUGUAAAAAACAGGAGCAAUCUUGAAAGUUCAGGCAGCCCUUCGAAUCUAAAGAUCUUGGAGCAGCCAUCAGCAAGAUGGAAUCCUCUUGAAGCACGUCGACCAAUCCUAGAUGAAGCUCCUGUAUUCUAUCCAACGGUUGAGGAGUUUCAAGAUACCAUUGGCUAUAUUGCAAGUAUACGCCCGAAAGCAGAGGCAUAUGGCAUAUGUAGGAUUAUACCGCCCUCAUCUUGGAGUCCACCUUGCCCUCUCAAAGAGAAGAAUGUGUGGGAAUGCAAAUUUUCUACCCGAAUCCAACAAAUUGAUGUGCUUCAGAAUAGGGAGCCCAUGAGAAAGAAAAGACAGCGCAAGAGGAGACGAAGGGGACAAUCCAAGGCGAGAUCUGUUCGGAGAUGUCCUGGCUCUGAAUCAAAUGUUUCUGACAGUGAAGAGAAAUUCGGGUUUCAAUCUGGACCUGACUUUACGCUCAAGGAAUUUCAGAUAUUCUCUGAUGGGUUUAAAGAACGUUAUUUCGGGGUAAAGAUUGCAAAAGAAGGAAUGUCUGAUAGGUCUGGACAGGAAAAUGAACGGAAGCCAUCUAUUGAAGAUAUUGAAGGUGAGUACUGGCGCAUUGUUGAGAAGUCAACAGAUGAAGUUGAGGUGUACUAUGGGGCUGAUCUGGAAAGCGGAGUAUUUGGCAGUGGCUUCAAGGCUUCAUCGUUUGCAACUAAGAGUUCAUCAGAUGAAUAUGUAGCUUCAGGUUGGAAUUUGAACAAUUUCGCACGCCUGCCAGGGUCUGUCCUGUGCUUUGAAGAGUGCGAUAUCUCGGGAGUUGUAGUGCCAUGGCUCUAUGUUGGAAUGUGUUUCUCAUCGUUUUGUUGGCAUGUCGAGGACCACCAUCUCUACUCACUCAAUUAUUUACACUGGGGGGAUCCGAAGAUAUGGUAUGGAGUGCCCGGAAGUCAUGCUACUGCACUGGAGGAUGCAAUGAGGAAGCAUUUGCCAGAUCUCUUUGAGGAGCAACCUUUCCUGCUUAAUGAACUAGUUACUCAGUUGUCUCCUUCAGUCUUGAAGUCGGAGGGAGUACCGGUCUACCAUGCUGUACAGCACUCUGGGGAGUUUGUUCUGACAUUCCCAAGAGCCUAUCAUUCUGGAUUUAACUCUGGGUUCAAUUGCGCGGAGGCUGUAAACGUGGCCCCUGUGGAUUGGUUAGAGCAUGGACAAGUAGCAAUCGAGCUCUAUAGUAAACAACGUCGCAGAACUUCACUGUCACAUGAUAAGUUGCUCAUAGGUGCAGCAAGAGAAGCCGCCCAGGCACUAUGGGAAUUAUCGUUUCUUGAGAAAGAAAAUCCAAGAAACUUGAGGUGGCAGAUGGUCUGUGGGCAGGAUGGAAUAUUGACAAAAGCAAUUAAGAAAAGGGUUCAAAUGGAAGAGGAAAGGAUAAAGCGGCUAUCUCCUGUUCUAUCUCUUAAAUACAUGGGCCGAGAUUUUGACUUGAAGAGCGAGACAGAAUGUUUCGAGUGCUUCUAUGAUUUGCACCUAUCUGCUGCUAGUUGCAAUUGUUCCCCGGAAAAGUUUGCAUGCCUUGAACAUGCAAAUCUUAUUUGCUCGUGUAAUCCAGAAAAUAAACUCGUUGUUCUCCGCUAUACCUUAGAUGACUUCAAAACGCUGGUUAAAGCAUUGGAAGGAAACUCCGAUGCAAUGAAAAUGUGGGUUGCCAAGGAUUUCUGUGGUGCUCGAGAUGCGGGGAAGGAUGUUAGAGAGGAAUUCGCGAGGUCAGAUGGCCAGCCGCCAUCUAAUUUACGUGCACCUCGCGACAUGGCAAAUGAGGUUAAAGCUGAAAUCCAUGCCAUAGCUGAUGGGAAUACUUCUGGGAAUGGUCGUGAAUUUGAUUUGAACGAAAACUGUUUGUCCAGUGAUAAUGAAGUCAGUCCGCCACAAAUGUCCAAUAGCUCCAACAACUCCGUUGAUUUAGAGAUGGUUGACGUUUCAGAAUCUACAAGGCCGAAAGGAAAUAAUUUUUCACUAUUCCCGGAAAACAGAAACCUAGGUGCCAAUAUAAACGCCUCUAGCUCACAUGAUUCCGAGAAUGGAAUGAAGUUAUUUGGAAUCGAUCUCUCUGCAAGAUCGCUUCCAAGCUUUACGUUUAAUGGAGAACAGAAAACAGGAGUUGUUGACAGUUCAAAGGUCGUUUCUCUUCAGAAUUCAAGCUUUCAAGUUGAGCCAAUCAAUUACGGGUCUGUUAGAAAGCAAUGGUGUGAUAAGAGGACCAUAUUCCCUAAAGGAUUUCAAAGCCGUGUAAAGUUUUUCAGUGUUUUUGAUCCAACGAAAUACACCAGUUAUAUAUCUGAGGUUUGUGACGGUGGACUUCUUGGACCUCUAUUUAAGGUGACUUUAGAACACUGUUCUACUAUAAGCUAUACAUGUUCUUCAGCUGAGAAAUGCUGGGAAAUGAUGGUGCAGAGACUGAACAACGAAAUAAUGAGGCAAACCGUUUUAGGGAAGCAAGGACUCCCCCCGUUGCAAACUGGAGAUAGAAUUAACGGGCUUGAAAUGUUUGGGUUCUUAUCCCCGCAUAUCAUUAAGGAGAUUGAAUCGCUUGAUCCUGACCAUGAAUGCAUGGAGUACUGGAGUCAGAAGCUGCAGCCUCCGGGAUUUAGCCAGCACGAUGUCAAACCAAGCUCAAAUGUCGAGGAAAGAAGCCAAGAUUCUGGAGUCGAUUUGGCCGCUAAACGAAUACUAGGUAGCAAUAGUCAUUUAUCUGAUGACAACGUGAAAACUGCGCUGCAUAGAUUUUUCAGUAAAGCAAAUCCACAAGAGUUGGAGAUGAUGCAUAGAGUAUUGUGCAGCGGAUCAAGUAGCCCGGACUGGAGAACAGCAGUUGCUGUCCUGGAUGAGAUGCAGAAGAAAGGUGAAACAAAACAUAGGGACUAAUCAUUUCUUUUGUUCUUAAGGUUCAUAUCUUCAGCUAUAGAUCCCAUUUAAAAAAAAAAAAAAAAAAAAAAGAAAAGCAAAAAGAAAAAAAAAAAAGAAAGAAACUCCCAUCAUAAAGAUAUAGAGUUCCUGCCAUAGGUUUCAAGCAGAUAGCAUCAUAUAGAAGAAAAAUGUUAGGCUUUGAGGUCUUCUUUUGCAUGUUGCAGAACAAUCAAUUGUUGUUUUUAGUAAUUUUACAGUGUUUUACUUCUCUUCAUGUUUGACUAUGUACAAUAGUUUCAAUCUGCAAUAUGGAUGGCCUCAUUCUUAUGAGAUUCAACAAGUUUUUGAAGUGU
Ipomoea nil (Japanese morning glory) is the source of this 3691-nucleotide messenger RNA. Its product is annotated as lysine-specific demethylase JMJ18-like. The record is from RefSeq and is a predicted model, not a curated record. Lineage: Eukaryota; Viridiplantae; Streptophyta; Magnoliopsida; Solanales; Convolvulaceae. The transcript has 13 exons. Gene Ontology annotation, cellular component: nucleus. The coding region runs from base 420 to 3356 and encodes 978 amino acids. Gene Ontology annotation, biological process: chromatin remodeling. Gene Ontology annotation, molecular function: histone H3K4me/H3K4me2/H3K4me3 demethylase activity.